This is a messenger RNA of Cavenderia fasciculata, 1209 nucleotides long. RefSeq lists its product as uncharacterized. The coding region runs from base 1 to 1209 and encodes 402 amino acids. NCBI's taxonomy places the organism in Eukaryota, Evosea, Eumycetozoa, Acytosteliales, Cavenderiaceae. The transcript is spliced from 4 exons. The record is from RefSeq and is a predicted model, not a curated record.
AUGGAUACUACAACUCAAACAAAUAAUAAUAACAUUUUAGAAAGAUAUAAAGUCAGUAAAACAUUCAAAGCAUUUGAAGGUAACAAAUGUCCGAUAUGUGGUGAUAAUCAGCUGUCUGACGGAGCAUCACUCAAUCAUCAUAUUGCAUUGUGUUCAAUCUAUUUCAUGAGACACAAUCAAAUAGAUGUUGAUCAAAUGGUGAAUCAUGUAAAAGAUGAUGACAACAAAGAACAAAUGAAGAGAUUAGCAUUAGUUAAAGGAUCGAUGAUGAUGGAUAUUAGACUAUUUAGAUUGGUAUUUAUUGUCAAUUCAUACACUCGUAGUAUCAUCAUCAAACAUCAAAGACAAAUCAAUCAAAUGUUACUUCAACCUUUAUCAAAGAUGUCAAAAACACAACAAGAACUAAUAUCAUUAGGUUUAAGUGAAUACGACACUCAGUCAAUAGCAGUUCGAGAAGGUAGAUUCUAUCUGAGGAUUCAUUUUCGGUAUUUGGAAGAUUUAGAGAUAGAAGUAGCUGAUGUCAGAAGAGUCAUUCAACAAUCUAAAUUGAUUACCUUUCUAACUAUUACCUUUUUUUUCAACGAAGAAGUACUUGAACAAGAUCUCAAAGAGAAUACAACGAUCAAAGAGUAUGCUUUCUAUCACCCACUAUUUGGAAGAAUGAUCUAUGCAGAGAGACCAAGUACAAGAUUCUUCAUCUCUGAACAUAUGCGGAAUUUCAAUGGCAAUAGUCUCCCUCACACACCAGCUUGUCUACCAUCAAUGAUUCCACACAUUGAUAAAUAUCAUGUUCAAAGUUCAGAAGUAUUCAACCAAUUCACACUCAGUCUACCCAAUCUUGAAUGUCUUAGAUUACGAUGUGAUGAUGUGAAAGAGCACUUGUCAAUGGUCAUUGAACUAUUAAAUAGAAAUCAAAUCAAACACAUGACCAUUGAUAACAGCGAUCCCACACUAUUACAAUGUCAACAAUUAUUCAAUGCCAUCAAUACAAACAAAUCACUCAUCUCUUUGAAAUUAAGUCAGGCCAUUUUAAUGUCAAGAAUUGCAUCUAUUGUAAACGAUGAAUGGCGUGGCGGAGCAAGAAAAGAAAUCGACUAUAAAGAUGAUUACAAAGAGAGUGAUUGGGCUGAUGUUGAUGAAAUCUUCGAAGAAGUUAGCAAAUGUCUUGUCAACCUUUUACUAGAACCAAGUGGAACUAUAACCAAGUGA